This is a messenger RNA of Phytophthora nicotianae INRA-310, 411 nucleotides long. RefSeq lists its product as hypothetical. NCBI's taxonomy places the organism in Eukaryota, Oomycota, Peronosporomycetes, Peronosporales, Peronosporaceae. Bases 1 to 411 code for a protein of 136 amino acids. Gene Ontology annotation, biological process: microtubule-based movement. The record is from RefSeq and is a predicted model, not a curated record. The transcript has 3 exons. Gene Ontology annotation, molecular function: dynein intermediate chain binding. Gene Ontology annotation, cellular component: cytoplasmic dynein complex; cytoplasm.
AUGGCGGACAUGGAGAUGGCGUCUGGGCGAGCCAACCAGGUGAUCAAAGUGGUGAUGCCCACUUACAUCAUGGCACCGACAGAGGACGAACGCUUCCGUCGCAAAAAGGUGUGCAACAUCAUUUCCGAGUGCAUGACCAAGGAGCUGGAGGGCAAGGAGUUUGAUGAGAGUGACUGCAAAGGCUGGAGUACCGCCAUCGCCGACGCUGUCAAGGCUCGCAUCCACGCCGAGUGCAACUUCCCACGAUACAAGAUCGUCGUACAGACUUUCAUCGGUCAGCAGCGGCUACAGGACGUCCGUAUCACGUCUCGUUGCCUGUGGGACAACGACCAUGAUAACCACGCCUCAGCGGUGUUUAACAGCCAACACAUUUGGGCAACAUGCGUGGUUUUUAGUUUCUACGCCGACUAA